Messenger RNA from Coffea eugenioides, 1165 nucleotides. RefSeq names its product translin. NCBI's taxonomy places the organism in Eukaryota, Viridiplantae, Streptophyta, Magnoliopsida, Gentianales, Rubiaceae. Gene Ontology annotation, biological process: RNA metabolic process. Gene Ontology annotation, molecular function: sequence-specific DNA binding; single-stranded DNA binding; RNA binding. The coding region runs from base 47 to 997 and encodes 316 amino acids. Gene Ontology annotation, cellular component: nucleus; cytoplasm. The record is from RefSeq and is a predicted model, not a curated record. The transcript is spliced from 7 exons.
GAGUGUAGCUGCCAACUCCCAACCAGUAUAUGAAUCGUAGUGCAACAUGAAAUCGGUGUUUAGAAACGCCGCCUUCGCUGCAAUCUCAGUGUCCCGCUCGUCCUCCUCCUUAAACCCUAAACCCAUUUCUCUCUGCUUGUCUCUCUCACUGUUUUCUCCUCCCAAAUUCCCUCUCAUUUCCAACUCCAUUCCCAAAAACGUAACGGUUGCGGGGCUCAGCUCGAUUCGCCGCUGUUCUUUCAGUUCUGCAACGUCAAUGACGACUGCGCCCGAAGGUGAAGCCCAUGCUCCUCCCUCACCCGCUUCUGAUAAACUUGAGAAACAGUUCGAGGACUUUCGGCACCAUCUAGAAGAUUCUGGAAACUUACGCGAACGGAUUCGUGCUGUCGCCACGGAAAUUGACUCCACUACCAGGCUCAUGCACUCUAGCCUCCUUCUCGUUCACCAGACCCGCCCCAUCCCAGAGGUCCUGGAGAAGGCAACGGGCCAGAUUGAUGUGCUGAGAGAUCUUUUUAGUAGGAUUGCGGAAAUUAUCCGUGAAUGCCCUGGGCAGUACUAUCGGUUUCAUGGGGAUUGGAGGAGUGAGACCCAGACUGUAGUCUCGUUGCUAGCUUUUAUGCAUUGGUUAGAAACUGGGACGCUUCUUCUACACGCUGAAGCUCAGGAAAAACUCGCAUUAAAUUCUUCAGAGUUUGGGCUAGAUGUCGAAGACUAUCUUAUUGGAAUUUGUUUUAUGUCUAAUGAAUUGCCUAGAUAUGUGGUGAACCAAGUCACUGCUGGAGAUUAUGACUGUCCUCGCAAGGUCUUGAAGUUCUUAACGGAUCUGCAUGCAUCGUUUCGCAUGCUUAAUCUCCGGAAUGACUUUUUACGCAAGAAGUUUGAUGGAAUGAAAUAUGAUCUUAGAAGAGUGGAGGAAGUGUAUUACGACGUGAAAAUUCGAGGCUUGGCAACCAACGGCGAGUUAGACGGAGAUAAAGGAAUAAAAGAUCAAACUUAACUUGCUUUGCUUUUGCUCAUUCCUUAUACUGUUUUUGAUAUGAGCCCAAUGAUUUUUUUUUUUUUUUUUUGGGGUUGGUGUUGGAGGGUGUCUACCUUUCAAAUUUUAUACCAUCUAGGAUGUAAUUUAUAUCUUUGCAAUUAUGUUAUAUUCAUGAUCUUUUGCAUA